Messenger RNA from Haliotis rubra (blacklip abalone), 471 nucleotides. RefSeq lists its product as uncharacterized. Lineage: Eukaryota; Metazoa; Mollusca; Gastropoda; Lepetellida; Haliotidae. The record is from RefSeq and is a predicted model, not a curated record. The coding region runs from base 83 to 433 and encodes 116 amino acids. The transcript is spliced from 4 exons.
UAACAUCUGUGCAAGUCUUGAUUGGUUUCAAGAAACACGUGAUGCACAUUUUUAAAUACUUCAAAUAUCAAUCAUUAGCACUAUGUCUGCCUCCGUGAUUUCAACGACAGACGCUAACACCAUCGAGAUGAAGUUCAUCAUCUUCUUCCUCUGUCUCCUUGCUCUGAACUUUGGCGAGAGGAAAGCCCUGAUUGUACCGUUUGACCCAGCAAAGGACCCAGUUCUCGAUCCGCGUAUACUUCAGCGUAAUAGGUGUGUCGAUGUUGCCCUUGCCAGCACAGAGCAGGAGUGCGUACAGGAUUGUAGAAUAGAGUGCUUGGACGCCAAUUCCAACGACAACCUCGAACUUGGCUGCGAAUUCGCCUGCAAAGGAGUCCAGAAUCUUCUUAAAUUGAUUGCCGAAGCCAAAUCCACCACCGCUGCUACUACAUAAGGUAUAUGUAAUCGGCCAUGAAUAAACUGUAACUUCUC